Messenger RNA from Anopheles coustani, 713 nucleotides. RefSeq lists its product as uncharacterized. The record is from RefSeq and is a predicted model, not a curated record. NCBI's taxonomy places the organism in Eukaryota, Metazoa, Arthropoda, Insecta, Diptera, Culicidae. Bases 57 to 638 code for a protein of 193 amino acids. The transcript has 5 exons.
CAGUCGGGGUAGUCAGUUCGCAGAUACAUUUUGCACGAAUCGUUGAAGCUAUCGAAAUGCCUCUCGAAUCCAUUUCAAGCCUUCAGGAGACCCUGGCAUCUUUGGAUAAAGAAAUAGAGGAGCAUGAAGAAGUAUUGAUUAACACGGUGUGGUCGAUUGCGGCUGCUAGUGAAAGUGCUUCUGCAAAUAUUACUUCCAAAAUAGAUACAAUGGAAUGGAACGCAUGGUUGAAGGCGCAAGAAUUACGCAAUGGUACGGAUGAGCAAUCUUUUGUUAAACCACACUUGACUACUACUGUACCAGAGCACCUCGUUGCCAUGAGCGACCAGACAAAGAAGAAUACAGAGGAAAUAUUCAAGCUGCAUCAAAAAGCGCGAUCCAACGACAAUGAGAUAGAGUUGGAAAACAUAAUUGGCACAAGACAACAGUUGCGGGAACAGAACCUUAAUAUACAUCAGUAUAGACAAGAGCAAAAGGAGCUGAAUCAAGAUCAAAAAAGAAAGUACAUCAAAGUGAAUGAUAUGCUAAAAGAACACGUUGGCGAACUAGAACUGAACGUUAAUCAAGAGGAAGGGGAGCUACGUCUAAAAAACAGUAAUGAUGUGCACGGCAUGACCGACAUAUUCAAUUCAUUUUAAGCUAACUGCAAUUAUUGAACAAUGUAAUGCUUCCGAAGUGUUGAAAAUGCUAAAAUGAACAAUAAAAAUGGUUGA